Messenger RNA from Colias croceus (clouded yellow), 3476 nucleotides. RefSeq names its product DNA-binding protein D-ETS-3 (gene Ets65A). The record is from RefSeq and is a predicted model, not a curated record. Lineage: Eukaryota; Metazoa; Arthropoda; Insecta; Lepidoptera; Pieridae. Gene Ontology annotation, cellular component: nucleus. Gene Ontology annotation, molecular function: sequence-specific DNA binding; DNA-binding transcription factor activity, RNA polymerase II-specific. The transcript has 7 exons. Gene Ontology annotation, biological process: regulation of transcription by RNA polymerase II; cell differentiation. Bases 243 to 860 code for a protein of 205 amino acids.
UAGAAGUUUUUUCACAGUCUCAGUUAUAAGUAAUCAUAUUUCAAUAAUGAGACUUCCAACCAAAGAAGAAAAAGAAAUUUAAUAUUGAAAAAGAAGUUCGCUGUAAAGGUUGCGAAGAUUCAGCCCAACCAUCAUUCUUUUUUGGAAAUAAAGAUUUGAAAGAUGCAUCGUAUAAAAGCUCGUGGUCAACACAUGCAACAACACAGGGUUCACAAGGCUAUGGGACGAAUUCGUUAUCAGCUAUGUCGAAAUCGACACUGGAUGCACACUCACAUCUGCGGCAACCGGAUCCAUAUCAAAUGUUCGGACCCACAAGCAGUCGUCUUGCUAAUUCAGGCUCAGGUCAGAUCCAGUUAUGGCAGUUUCUUCUGGAGCUACUGAGUGAUUCGAGCAACGCAGGCUGCAUCACCUGGGAGGGGACAAACGGUGAAUUCAAACUGACGGACCCCGACGAGGUGGCCCGGCGGUGGGGGGAGCGCAAGUCCAAACCGAACAUGAACUACGACAAGCUGAGCCGGGCUCUGAGAUAUUACUACGACAAGAACAUAAUGACGAAGGUACACGGCAAGCGUUACGCGUACAAGUUUGACUUCCAAGGGCUGGCGGCUGCGACCCAGCCCGCCGCUACCGACCAGGCGUACAAGUACCAGAGCGACUUGUUCAUGAGCUCGUACCACCACUCCGCCAAGCUGUCGUCCUUCAUGGCGCCUCACGCGGCCAUGCCCACGUCUACAGCUUCGAUAUUCCCAUCAGCGUCAUGGAGUAAUUGGGGCGGUGGUGGGAGCAACCUGUACUCCCCCCAUUCUAUGGCUCCUCCCCACGUGGCGUCGCACCUGGGAUCGUACCCGCACUACGCAUGACCAGCUUUUUAAACACUUGUGUAACGAUUAAUGAACUUCAGCCGAGUCAUUAGGAACGCAACUAUUUUAAUCGUGAAUUCAUGAAAUUAUCUUCAAUAAUUCUCAUAUUUUCAUAGCAAUAAACUGUACCGUCUUAUGUCUGUAAAAUAACACAAUACGAACGAAAUCAGUCUAUGUAAUGAUUUCGUUCGUAUUGUGUUAUUUUACACAAUAAUAGUCUUGUAGUUAUGCGUUAAAAUGAUUGAAUGUCCUUUUGAUUCGGUAACGACAAUAGACAAAGGAGCAAGUCACAUAGCAGACUAUUGAUAGAAGCUACACCGUGCUACGCGACUUGCUUCUACGCCCAGAGCUACGAAACAAAAACUUAGAAUCGAUGGUUAUCUAACAAAUAUGAUAUUUUCUUAUAUUUCAAUAUUAAAUUACAAAUCACAACCAUUAAGUUUUGGGCUUCAAGAUAUAUAACGUUUUUAUUUCUAACUGGGUUGAUAAUUUCAAUCGCCGAUGAUGGAAGGUAAGUUUGUAAUUUGUAUUUGUGAUUUAAAAAAUAUGACUUUUAUAUGCAAAAAAACGAAAAUAUUUUGGGAGAAAGGUGCAAAAAAUAAAGAAAAUAAAUAGAUUAGUUUAAAUUUGUGGAUUUUUUAAUAAUAUUUUAACUUUGAAUAUGCGGACUAAGAUAGAAAUGCAAGAAUUUCUAUCAGACAUUUUACCCUGAGUUUAUUAUUUUAAAAUUUUCGUUUUUUUUUUUUGUUUAUUGAAAUAUAUUCUUACCUCUUGUAGAUAUAUUUUAUUGAAAAUAACUAGAUUAUCAAAAUACAUUGAAAAUAGAUGAAGCGUUCUGAAAGUUUCGUGACGGCUGCAGUUACAUUGAAAAAUAAACUGAAAAUGUAUUUUAGACGGAUGCAUUGUUUCUGCUGAAAUUGAAGUUUCACACCUUCUUCACAAUGUGCAGCGUUGGGCAAUCACGAUGGUCUAGAGGGCCUAAAUACCUUUGAUCGGCCGUCAUUAUAAGUGUUUAUUCAUAAUCGCCGUAGCGGCGGCAAACAUAGACGAUCAUUUGUUGGGCCAACGCUACCCAUUGUGAAGAGGGCCCAGUAGAUGUUUAACCAUAAUCGCCGUAAUGGCGGCAAACAUCGACAUCAAUAAUUGUUGGGCCAACACUGGCCAUUGUAAAGAGGGCCUAUAAAAUAUCGGUGGGCGCAAAAAUCGACGUAACGGGUGCCGACGGGCGCAAUAAAACUGUUCACGUCAUUGUCAAACACGCAUACUUUGUCACGCAUUUGAUUAUGUAAAGACGUAGAGUGAAACUCAUUUUUUUCCCUUUCUGAUGCCAAAGUUUGUAUCAGUCCUAUUAGUUGUAGUAUUUUUUUCAAAUAUCCCACGUGGAAUAAUUCAAUUUAAGAGUUUGCGUCGUCUGUAUAUAAAAUGCAGUUCCCUUUACUCACAGAUCUUUAUUUCAUUGUGAUAUAUUUAUUGUAUCUACGAUAAUAAAUUUGGUUUAUAACUUUUAUUUAUUUCAUAUAAAAAAUGUCCUAAUUAUAUUUAUUUGUAAUAAAAAUUAUAGUUUUUUAAACUUCUUAGACGCUAAUCCCAAGACUAGUCUUUUUAUUAAAAUUUUUGUAAAUACUAAAUACUCUUAAUUAAGUACAACUUUAUUUAUGUAGGCUAUUGUAAUAAUUCAUUUUUAUGUGCCCUAUAAUCAACGUAAUGUAAAAUAAAGGUGCAUGACAAAUUCAUAUUAUUAAACUCUUAUUAAACAUAACAGUCAAGCUGUAUUUGCUUUGUUUAAUUUAAUAUUAUUUUACAAUAACAAAAAGCUUCUUGUAAGAGGGAAAACUGAAAUAUAAAAAUGUUACACAUGCAUACGGACGAGAAAUGUCCAUUGUAUAUAAAUUAGGUAUGAUUUUAAAGUGCAAUCGUAUUAGAUUCGAUAAAUAGUUGUAUCAUUUUAUGUACCUAAAAUUGUGUAUUAUAUAUACCUAUAGACUAUUGUAUUAACAUAAUAACGGGCCUAGCAUGCUCGAAUAACUGUCUAACAUGAUCCAGCCAGCUACGAUUGACAAGGAACGAUGCAGGCGUCAUUUGCGCAUGCUAGGUUUUAGGGUGCUCGUGGCGGGUCAUGGAUGGCAUUCGGGCUCUGACAUCUCGAAGGUGCUGGAAACACGCUCGCCGUCGGAUCGCGCACUAUCUACAUUUGACGACGAGCGAUAUUUUCAAUCACUCAAAGCGCUAUCCGGGUCUAUUGCAGCAUAAACCCUUACUAUAUUUCCAAUAAAUAAUAAAUAAUAGAAUGUUAUAAGUAACUAAAAUAAAUGUAAUUAAAUAUUUAAUUUAUAAGUUAACUACGAGUUUUUAGCUAAUUUCGGCAAUAGGUAACAAACCAACGGUAAUAAUUUACGUUCAUAUCAUUCCAAAGUUAGUUUAAUUAUAAUAAUAGUUACCCUUAUUGUGAUGAUAUAACAGUAUUCCAGUCAAUAAUGUGUAGAGAUAUUUAAUUAUUUAAUAUUUUAAUUUAUAAAGAGUUUUAUUUAAAUGCAUGUGUCUAAUAAACAUUUAGUCGUAGUGUCAUUGUAUAGAUGUUAUUGUACUUGCAAAAUGAAUAAAGAGAAAGGAAAAAUA